Yamadazyma tenuis ATCC 10573 is the source of this 1963-nucleotide messenger RNA. RefSeq names its product NAPDH-dependent diflavin reductase (gene TAH18). Gene Ontology annotation, cellular component: cytosol. Lineage: Eukaryota; Fungi; Ascomycota; Pichiomycetes; Serinales; Debaryomycetaceae. Gene Ontology annotation, molecular function: flavin adenine dinucleotide binding; NADPH-hemoprotein reductase activity; FMN binding. The record is from RefSeq and is a predicted model, not a curated record.
GGCUGCUUAGAAAGAAGUCGUACCAGAUAGAAAAUACAGAAUGCCGGAGUUGGCAAACCCCAAGACCGCCAUCACGAUCCUUUACGGCUCGGACACGGGAACGGCACAGGACUAUGCGAUUUUUCUACUGAAGCGACUCAAGUACUUGCUGUUGAAGCCUCGUGUGGCAGCCCUUGAUGAGUACCCACUCAAGAACUUGGUGACCGAAACCCAAUUUUUAAUUGUAAUCUGUGCCACUGCCGGGCAGGGCGAGGUACCUCGCAAUGGGAAGAAGUUUAUGAGGUUCAUCUUGAAAAAAAAACUUCCUCCAGACCUUCUUAAUCAUCUUUAUAUCGCCACUUUUGGGCUCGGUGACUCUUCAUACCCCAAAUUCAAUUAUGCCAUCAAAAAGAUCCACACCCGGUUGCUCCAGCUUGGGUGCAAAGAACUCACGUUACGCUGCGAAGCAGAUGAACAGAGCCCUGAGGGCUUGGAUGGCUACUACACCGAAUGGGAAUCACAUUUGAUGACCUCUAUUAAGGGCCAUUUCCCGCUGUUGAAGCCUUUAAAUGAUUCGACAAUUCUCCGACCACAGAAUACGGUGUUGAUCGAUAAGGCCGGCGACGACGUCGAGUAUGCAGAGCCUCCCAAGCAGUUGUCGUGCUCUCGUAUCAACGUAGCGGAGGACUUGAAAAUCGGUACCAUCGAUACUAAUAGGCGGAUAACUGGAGCAGACCAUUUCCAAGACGUAAGGCACUUGGUGAUCCGAUCACAAGGACUCGAGUUCGUUCCGGGAGACACAGUCGGCAUGUUUCCGUCAAACAGCUCGCAGAUGGUCCAGACAUUACUUGAACUGCAAAAGCUAUGGCUUCCUUUUGCAGAUAAACCACUCAGCAUCAAAGGAACGAUUCCACACAUCGAAGGAGGGCUUAUCGAGGCUCGGCAUUUGACGCUCCGAACCCUCUUGACGCAUCACUUGGACAUUAUGGCGAUUCCUACCCGGUCGUUCUUUUUUAGUCUCUGGCACUACGUGGAUGGGUCUACUGAAGACGGAGCUCGAGAGAAGGAAAAACUACAGGAUUUCUGCAACUUGGAAAAUAGCGAAGAGCUCUACAACUACGCCAACCGGCCACGGCGCCUGAUCUUCGAAACGUUGCUUGAGUUUGAGAAUAACUUGACGAUUCCAGUGGAGCAUGUAUUUGAUUUGCUCCCCAAGGUCAAGCCCAGAUUGUUUCUGAUUGCGUCCAAACCGGACCCUCAAACGGUGGAGCUCCUCGUGGGGAUUGUAGAGUACCAGACGAUCAUCAAGAGAACCAGAAAAGGGUUCUGUAGCAGCUGGAUCAAGACUUUACAACCGGGAGACCCCAUAGUGUUUUCACUCCAUAGGCAGGGACUUAAUUUCGAGCUUGCCAACGGCGAUAAGCCACCAGUAAUUCUUGUAAGCACUGGGACUGGGGUGGCCCCUGUCAAGUCGCUCGUGGAACACAUCACGCAGACCGGUGAUCACCAGUUGUACAUGUUUUAUGGGUUCCGAAAUGAGGAACAGGAUUUCUUAUUCAAGGACUUGUGGCUUGAGCUCCAAAGGCAGGGAAAGCUUUCGUUGUUCCCGUGCAUUUCGAGAUCAGGAGUGGCUAAGAAACAGUACGUUCAGAAUGGGUUGUUCGAACAACGGCAGGUUGUGGGGGACUUGAUUGUAAACCAGAAUGCUAUUGUGUAUGUUUGUGGAUCGAGUGGGGCGAUGCCCCGGCAAGUUCGACAGACGAUAAUGGACAUUUUGGAGGGAAGAGACAGCGCGGUGGAGGAGGUGGAUCAGUAUCUUCGAGUGAUGGAGAAUAGUGGACGGUACAUCCAAGAGACGUGGUGACAUCCACUCAGAUAUGUGGGGGUGUUAUACUCGCCGUUGGCUCGGAUUUCUCAAUACCUAUGCCUUUAGUACAUGUUAGCUCAAUAGAAAAAGUACAAAACUAUAGACGUAUUCCACCUA